AUGACAGGCCAGAUAGGUGCAACCGUGGCGUAUGCGAGGAGUAUCAACCCGCCAAGACGAGCGAAGCGUCCACGUACGGAAUCCAUCGGCAACGCCGAGUCUAUGCUUGAUAGCUCGACAGCCCCUCCUAAACCCUCAGCACAUCGCUCUCGUCCUCCCAUUUUGCCGAAGGACUGCCCCACCGAGGCCGACGCAGAAGUACCCGACACUCCGGACUCCGAGGAGGAUGAGGAGGACGAAUAUGACCCCUCCAUGGCUGCGCCCAAACGCCGUGGUCGCAAACCAGGCCCGCUCUCGCGCUCUGCCCGCGAGUCCCUGCGCAAGCUGAAUCACUCCCGUAUCGAGAAAGCCCGGCGUACCAAGAUUAACGAGACGUUGGCAACGCUCAGUGCUCUUGUCAGUGAGGCCGAGGCCAGAAGGGAAUCCCUGAAGCGUGCAGGCCAUGCUGGGGAAAAUAUCGAGUCAUCGUAUUCACCUGCAGAGCCUGUGAGCGGUACCGCGAAGUGCGGAAGGGUGAAAGCCGAAGAGAAGGAAUUCAAACUGGACGUUCUCGUUAAGACAGUCGCAUAUAUGCAGGAGCUUAUUGAGAAGGUGAAGACUCUAGAGGCGGGGGGCUGCGCUAAUUGCUCUCGUGAUGGAGCUGUUACCUCGUCUGGAGAGAAGGGGUCGAAGAGGAAGCGUGCUGAUGACGUCGAUAGCAGUAUGGUCAUUGACGUGGACGCUAUUAGGUCUUCCGUGGAGUCGGAUGAGUCCUAUGCGAAGGACAACGGGAAGGCCGAAGACGGAGACCCCACUACCGCAGCCCAACCAUACAUGCCUCACCGCCUCCCAUCCAUCGCCUCGUGGCUCCCCCACCCGCAUUUCGACCCCAGCUCCAUUGUUGCAAUGUCUGAGUGUCGCGCAAACACCCAGCUUCCUUCCCCACCUCCAUCGGGUCAUUUUCGCCCUGCAGCCUCGCUUGCGAACGUGCCAGUUCUGACGUUGCCAGCUCCUGUGGACCGCGCUGUCGUUUCCUCGACGGCCGUCGCUCGCCGCUCUCCAUUGGCUCUGUAUCAAGCUCCCGCAGAGUUUCAGAAGGCCCGUCAUACUAUGGCCAACAGUUCUGUCACGUCGCGCCGCGCUUCCAUAGACAUCCUGACGCGCGCGUCUGGCUCGUCGUCCGGCUCGCCGACCUGGACGCCCGAGGAUGAGUCUGCCGCGUCGCUCCUCCUCCAGAUGAGUUCGUCCCCCAGCUCCACGACAUCUACGUCCUCCGCCGCGAUCUCGUCGCUCAGCCUCCCGAAAGCAGCUGACCUUUCCCCACGUGGUGGGUAUACUUGGCGGAUCCCACUUAAAGAGUCUUACCGCGCGCCGUCGUCUCUCGAGCCUGAAACACCGAGCUCGUUACUCGGCUUGGAGAGGGGCUGA
Sparassis crispa is the source of this 1407-nucleotide messenger RNA. RefSeq lists its product as hypothetical. The coding region runs from base 1 to 1407 and encodes 468 amino acids. NCBI's taxonomy places the organism in Eukaryota, Fungi, Basidiomycota, Agaricomycetes, Polyporales, Sparassidaceae. The record is from RefSeq and is a predicted model, not a curated record. Gene Ontology annotation, molecular function: protein dimerization activity. The transcript has a single exon.